AUGGAGGAUGUCGAAGAAGAGCGCUCACCGAUUCAGUCUGACAAACAAUUUACAUCAACGUCUAAUACUCCAAAAACAUCAUCUAUUAAGCACGAAUUACGAGAAGAAGGGAUCGAUAGUGACCAGGAAGAAUAUUUGUACGAAGAGAAUGAUUACACGGAAGAAAAACGAUUAAUCGAUGAACUUGAACUCCAGGAUAUAGUUGGUGAAGAUCCUUGUAUGUUUGAAAUAUCAAAUAUUCGUCUAUUAUAG
Molecule: messenger RNA, 252 nt
Organism: Didymodactylos carnosus
Lineage: Eukaryota; Metazoa; Rotifera; Eurotatoria; Philodinida; Philodinidae
Source: the annotation of a GenBank genome assembly